Molecule: messenger RNA, 2302 nt
Organism: Ascoidea rubescens DSM 1968
Lineage: Eukaryota; Fungi; Ascomycota; Saccharomycetes; Ascoideales; Ascoideaceae
Gene: DRN1
Product: Drn1p
Exons: 1
Coding region: 68-2221 (717 amino acids)
Biological process (GO): mRNA splicing, via spliceosome
Cellular component (GO): post-mRNA release spliceosomal complex
Molecular function (GO): RNA lariat debranching enzyme activator activity
Source: RefSeq, a predicted model, not a curated record
AUUUUAUUUUUUUUUAAUUUAUUAAUGCAAUUUUGUUUUUUCAAUUUUUCAUCUAUUUUCUGUUAAAAUGACAAACAAUUCUGAAAAAUUGAAAGUUUUAGUCUUAAACCCAUCAAUUGAUAAAUUGAAUUUUAUUUUAAAUGCUUCCAAUCGCUUAAAUCAAAAAAAUGGUCCCUUUGAAUCUGUUUUAUUAAUUGGCGAUAAUGACAUUACCACGGAUACUAUUAAGACUCCAAUCAACCAAUUAACAAUUUUCACAAGUACAAAGUUAUUUGCAAAUGAUAGAAAUAAGGAUAAAAUAGAUACUGCUAUCACUAAUGAUGAUGAUAAAAACCAUAAUGAAAUUGAAAUUGAAAUUGACAGCGAAAGCGAAAGUGACAGUGGAAGUGGAAAUCAAGCUUCCAUUGAAAAAGAAAUAAAAGAAAAUUUAAUUGGUAUCAAUGACAUUAAAAAUGGUGGAAUUUCAUUCAAAACGACUUCGAAUGGUUUAAAUAUCAUAUUAUUCACCAGAUAUUUUGAUGCAUCUUUUGAUAAUUUUUAUAAAUUUAAAGAAUAUUUUAAUAACCAAUUAUCUUCUUUCAAAGAUAAUAUUCACGUUAUGAUUUCAUAUCAGUGGGCCUCUAAUUUAUCUUAUUACUAUAAAUCUGAUAUUAGUAACAAAGCUGACAUAUUGAACAAAUAUCUCAAGUUAAUCAAGCCAAAUUAUUAUUUUACUUCUGGUUCCAAAUUUUUAGAUACUUUACCCUUUAAAUGGUCUUCCAAUAACGACUUGAAAAUCACUCGAUUUAUUAGUUUAUCUCAAUAUCAUUCUAAAAACAGAUAUUAUUACGCUUUUAAUAUUGAUGUUAAGGACAAUAAGAACAAUAAUAUAAAUAACAGAAGUUACUCGAAAAAUUUAUUUGAAAAUGUCAAUAUAGAGAAUUACAGAACUCAAUUAAAACCAGAACCUCAAGAUAAAACAGUAAAGGAUGUUGAAAAGAUUUCGAGCAAGGAUAAUGAAAACGAAAACGAAAAAAUAGAGGUUGAAAAAGAGGAAGUUAAAGAGGAAGUUAAAGAGGAAGUUAAAGAUGAAGCUAAAGAAAAAGCCGAAAAGGAUGAAGCUAAAGAAAAAGCCGAAAAGGAUGAAGCUAAAGAAAAAGAGGAAGAGAAUGCUCAAAAAGAGGAAGAAAAGGUUCAAAAAGAAGAAGAAAAAAUUGAAACGAAAGAACUAGAAAAUAAACAAAUCAACAAAAGAAAAUUUUCUAAAGAUCCAGAACAAAGUGUUAACAAAAGACCUAAAUUUAUUGUCACUCAAGAAAAUUGUUAUUUUUGUUUGGGUUCACCAAAUGUUCAAGCUCAUAUGGUGAUUUCAGUCGAUAAACAUUCAUAUUUAUCAAUUGCCAAAGGGCCAUUGACCACACCAAAGACAUUUAAUGGAAAAAUCCCAUUUCCGGGACAUGUUUUGAUUAUUGCUAUCAAACAUAUUUCAAAUAUUGUAUUAAAUAAAACUGAUAAUACAUUCAAUGAAAUGAAUAAAUACGAGGGAAACAUUUUGAAGUUGUAUUACUUGAAAUAUAAAUUGGGAUAUUGCUCAUUUGAAAUAAACAGCUCGAAAUUAUUUCAUCAUCAUAAACAAGUUAUUCCAAUUUUUUUAAAUUCCAAAUUGUCUAAAUUCACCAAAACCUUGAAGUCAAACAGUGAUAGAAACAAUACAUUAUACAAUAAGAAUACAUCCUUAGAGUUCAAACAAGUUGAGUUUGAGUUUGAUGAUAUCAGGAAUGAGGUGAUUGUUCCAGAUUUUGAAGAAACGGAAGACGAAGAGAAGACAGUUGAAAACGAGAAAAAGGCAACAGAAAAGGAUCUGGAGGAUUCUAAAAAGGAAGAAAGCAAUGACGUCAAAAUGGCAGAUCAAAGUGAAGCUGGAAAAAAGCCAGGCACUAGUUUGAAAGAGUACUUUGAUAUCAUGAAAAAGGGUGACUACAUUUUGAUGAAGUUGUUCAUGGUUGACGGCGAAGAAGGAAAGCCCAAGCAGUACUGUUUCAUCUCGCCCAUGGACACCAGCAAAAGAGUUGACUUGAUGUUCCCCCGAAAAGUGUUGUUGCAAUUCCUCAACUUGCCCAAAAACAGAUCCAACUGGAAGACAGUGGCAGAUCCCAAGGAGGUUGAUGUUGGGUAUUGUGAGGCCUACAAAAAAGAGUUUGCUGAGUUCGACUCGUCGCUCAAAGAGGCAUCUGCAGACUAGUGCAUGUUGACGCACGGUGUACAGGUUCCUGCCAAUACCGCAGCUGCGGCACUGUUGGAUAAACACAUGCCAAAUACGUUU